AUGAGUAGUAAUCUGAAGAUAAGGGAUCCAAGUACUCAGCCAAGACAGAGAAUGCACACAACGGGUGCAUUUUUCGCAGGAGAUCAAAAUGGGAGCAAUAUACGUUGUGUGUUUUGUGAUGCAGAACACUUUUCCGCCUCGUGUGAGAAGAUUAAAGAUCCACAAGCCCGAAAGAAUAUUUUGAAGAGACAAGGACGUUGCUUUUUAUGUUUGAGAAAGGGUCAUCGAAUAAACCAAUGCACCUCCAAUAGACGAUGCCGCAAAUGCCCAGGAAAGCAUCAUCAGUCAAUCUGUGAAUUUAAUUCGAGUCGACCACCACAGGACCCAUCGAGUCAACCACCAGAGAACAAACCUGGGCAAGCUUCCACGACUGGAGCUGUUGUCAAUGAAUCGUCAAAUGGUACAACCACUACAUCUGUGACAAGAAGUCAAACGAGAGUAUUGUUACAGACAGCAAGGACAUAUGCAUAUUCCAAUGAAGGUUCAGAAGUCUUACCUGUCAGAGUGCUCAUUGAUACUGGAAGUCAAAGAUCGUACGUCACAACUGGUCUACAGCAAAAGCUUGGUUUGAAACCCAUCAAGAAAGAAUCAUUAAAUCUUAAUACCUUUGGUGAUGCCGGUUUCUCGAAGAAAGACUGUGAUUUGGUCCAAUUAACGCUACAAGGAAAAAAUGGCCAAGAUAUAAAGAUCGCAGCCCUGAGUUUUGGUAACAUAUGUUCGCCACUACCUGGAACAGUAAACCUAGAAAGCUAUCCUUCGUUUUUAGAGCUGGAUCUUGCCGACUAUAACACAGCUUCAAAUAGUAAUGAUGACAUUGAUGUUUUAAUAGGAUCGGACUACUAUUGGGAUGUUAUAACCGGACAUGUCAUUCGAGAGAGUAAUGGACUGGCAGCAGUCAGCAGCAAGUUUGGUUGGUUGGUUUCGGGCCCAGUACAAAAUACCAAGAAUGGGGAUAACCAUGUAACAUCCAACCUGAUACUCCAACAACCAAGCUAUUCCAUAUUAAAUUAUGAGCAACCAUCCAAUUUAACUGAUAGUUUGGCACGUUUUUGGGACAGUGAGUCCAUUGGCAUAGUUGAUUACACUGAAUCUGACCACCAAAGAAAGGAAUUCUUGAAGGACAUUGCAUUUGACAAGACCGAAGGAAAAUAUCAAGUUGAUCUUCCCUGGAAGGAGGAACAGACUUUGCAAAAUUCUAAUUUUGGACUAUGUGUAUCUCGAUUGCAUCAUCUGAACUCCCGUUUAAGUAAGGAAGGUCUAUUAGACCAGUAUGACGAUAUUUUCAAGGAACAGGAGAGGACAGGUAUCAUUGAAAGAGUCCCAGCUGACGAAGAGAAUAACAAAGAUGUUCACUUCUUGCCUCAUCACGGAGUUGUGAGAUCAGACAAAGCCACAACGAAGUUACGCAUCGUAUUUGAUGGAUCAGCGAAGGACACUGAUAGUGAACAUUCUAUCAACAACUGUCUCGAGACAGGGCCCAAUUUAACUCCGCAUCUUUUCGAUGUUCUGAUUAGAUUUCGAAGCCAUCCAGUAGCCCUCACUGCUGACGUGGAAAAGGCAUUCCAUCAAAUAUCCGUGAGUACGUCAGACCGAGAUAAGCUAAGAUUUCUUUGGUGGGAAAAUAUCGAAGAUGAGACCCCAAAAAUGGUCCAGUAUCGUUUCCGUCGAUUAGUUUUUGGCUUGACUUCUAGCCCUGCGAUCCUCAAUGGAACAAUUCAACAUCAUUUAUCAUUGUAUGCCUCCUCCGAGCCUGAGGUCUCGAAGCUCCUAGCUAGUUCGUUGUACGUGGAUGAUUUCCCAGGAGGAGCUACACAUGAAGAAGCAGCUUUUGGCGUUUACGAGAAAGCUAAACGUAUUAUGAGCGAAGGCGGAUUCAACCUGCGCAAAUGGCGCACUAAUUCGAAAGUUUUGAAGGAACGAAUUGAUAAGUUUGAGAAUACGGUUGCCACGAAUCAACAGAAUGUUAAUCAAGAAACGUCAGAACACAAAUCAUCGGAAGGUGAACUGUCGAAGAUCAAUCUAUUAGCGGACACAUCGCCUGAACUUAGAGCAGCUGAGAAAUUGCAAGAGAAAUCAUCAGAAGUGAAAAUUCUUGGUCUUAACUGGAAUACCGAAAGGGACUGUUUCAGUUUUGAUGUUGUACAACUUAUAGAAUAUCUGAAGUCAUUGCCACCUACAAAAAGAUCGAUAUUGAAAGCGUCCGCGAAAAUAUUUGAUCCUAUCGGACUGAUCAGCCCAAUAACGGUGAAUCUAAAGAUGUGGUUCCAGGAGCUGUGUUCCAGCAAGGUUGAAUGGGACGAGGCCCUUGAGAAAAAAUGGUUGAAAAGGUGGACUUCCCUGGUGGGCGAAGUCAGUGCACUAUCCGAGAUAAGUGUUCCGCGAUGUUAUUUCCAAAACAAUUCAGAAGGUACAGGAGAACUUCUCAGUCAUGAUAUCCAUGGAUUCAGUGAUGCAUCAGAGAAAGCAGUAGCAGCUGUGGUGUACUUGUUGUCCAAGUAUGCAAACGGAACAAUCGAUGUGCGUCUUAUCGCGUCUAAAACAAGAGUGGCACCACUGAAAAAACAAUCUAUUCCUAGAUUGGAACUCUUGGGAGCUUACCUGUUGGCAAAGUUGGUUUUCUCUAUUCGUUCUGUUCUAGAGUCCCUUGCAUUCAAAUUCGAUGUGUAUUAUUGGGUGGAUUCAUUCACUACUCUGUGCUGGAUUAAGAACAACAAACCGUGGCGUCAGUAUGUACAACAUCGGGUUAACGAGAUCAGACGGUUAUCGGCGAAGGAGAAGUGGAGAUUUUGUCCAGGAGAGUUGAACCCGGCUGACAUUCCAUCGCGAGGGUGUGCCGUAAAGGAACUAGUGAACAACAAAUCAUGGUGGAACGGCCCAGAAUUUUUGAAGGAGAAUCCCGAAUCGUGGCCAAAGUCAGCAACGACAAAUACCAAUGAGCUGGCGGACAAGGAGUUGCUAAAACAUCCACCUGUUGUUACCAGCUCACUUCCUUGUGUUUCGAAGAAUGUAUCUCGUGUUGCCAACUUAGAAAAUAUUAUCGACAUCGAAAGAUACAGUACCAAGAUUAAGUUACUCCGAGUAACUGCAAUUGUGAUGAGAUUCGUGAAAUUACUGAAACGAAAGGCGAAUGUUCCUACAAAGCAUUUAACCAGGGACGAAUUGAGGACGGCAGAAAUUGAUUGGAUUAAGUCUGUGCAAACUUGCUCUUUCAAAACGGAACAAAAUGCAUUAAUGAAAGGCGGUAUGGCUUGCUUACACCAGUUUGAACUACAGCUUGAUACCAAUGGAUUAAUUUGUUGCAAAGGACGGUUGCAUAACGCCGACGUUCCAGAAUCUAGCAAGAACCCUAUUAUACUGCCGUCACGGCAUAGAUUUACGGAACUUUUAAUUCGUGAACGACAUGAAGAUAUCCAUCAUCAAGGCAUUCGUGAUACAUUGAACUCCAUUCGACAGCAAUACUGGAUACUGAAAGGCAGAGAGGCCGUAAAACGAGUUAUUAGAUGA
Molecule: messenger RNA, 3504 nt
Organism: Paramuricea clavata
Lineage: Eukaryota; Metazoa; Cnidaria; Anthozoa; Malacalcyonacea; Plexauridae
Source: the annotation of a GenBank genome assembly